AUGGGCCACAGCUGGGAGAGGGCCAUCACUUCAACCGAAAUAGCACCCUGGACGACGAGGAGACAAAUCGAAGGCCGACACAAGCGGCCAACGGACGAGCCAACGCCGGGACAAGCCAACCGCCGCCGUAGCCGACUUGCCAAGCCGUCGUGGAGCCAUCCACAGCCGGAGCAGCAGCCACCCCGGGCCACUGCCCAACCCGCGCCGACCGGCGAGCUCCAAGCGUCGGAGCCGCCCGGCACGCACCCGCGCCACCAGCCACCAUGGCCGCCGCCUACACCAAAGUCACGGCACAGGCCCCCGCAGCCUCCGCACCACUACCAGCCAACCCUACCGCCGCGCCACCACACGAGAGUGCCGUCGGAGCUCGGACUAGUCGCGCCACCGCCAAGCCCGCGGUUGAAAGCCCCCGACUUGACCCAGAAGGGGCCAAACGGGGUCCGUCACGGCGAGCCACAGGGUCAAGGAGGGAUGGUGCCGACUCACAGCCGCGACCAGCCCCCACAAGACACGCUCACCGGCGGGCGGGACCACCACCGCCAACACCAGCCGCGCCGCCCGCCGCAGAUCGGGGGGAGCCCGACCAACACCCCGCCACCAACGACGCAGCGGCGCACCACCACUCCCAGCCUAACGGCCGACGAAGCCCGACGUCCCCGCCGCCGAGAGCCCCGCCGAGCUCCGCGCCCCCACGAGCGGCUGACCCGCGCCGCCGCAGCCUCGAACAGGGGAGGGAAGAAAAGGCCCCGCCGCCGCCCACGUCACACGGGCUUCGCCCGGUGGACGCCCUCCGGCGGCAGCGAGGGGGAGGAGAGGUUGGAUGGGAGGAGUUCGCCGGCGGCAGAUCAGGGGCCCCCGUGA
This is a messenger RNA of Aegilops tauschii subsp. strangulata, 861 nucleotides long. The record is from RefSeq and is a predicted model, not a curated record. NCBI's taxonomy places the organism in Eukaryota, Viridiplantae, Streptophyta, Magnoliopsida, Poales, Poaceae.